Penaeus vannamei (Pacific white shrimp) is the source of this 5542-nucleotide messenger RNA. RefSeq lists its product as uncharacterized. Gene Ontology annotation, molecular function: RNA polymerase II cis-regulatory region sequence-specific DNA binding; DNA-binding transcription factor activity, RNA polymerase II-specific. Gene Ontology annotation, biological process: anatomical structure morphogenesis; regulation of DNA-templated transcription; cell differentiation. NCBI's taxonomy places the organism in Eukaryota, Metazoa, Arthropoda, Malacostraca, Decapoda, Penaeidae. The record is from RefSeq and is a predicted model, not a curated record.
CAGUGUCGGCGUGACGCGGCUGCCUGGCAGGUGAGUUCACAGGUGCGAGAUGGCAGUCACUACCUGGCUUCGGUGAUAUUCACACGUCUGUGGGACCCCUGGCACGCCCACCCUUAUUGUCGCGUGUGUGUGACAGUGCCGGCCGGGGUAACUCGUAGAUCGGUAUAUGUAGGUGUAUGAAAGUGUUUCGUUAUGUCGUCACUCUCAUCCGGACUGUGUGCUGGAUUACAUGUACUGUAACACUUGCUGUAUGAUGUGACGAGCGACGGACAAGUAUCGCGCUUUGCAUCGUGUGUUUUAGUCCUGCAUCGUCGACCCAGCCUGACCUAUGAUGAUGAAUGCAGGCGAGUGUGCGGUGGGCGGCUUCGGGCUCCCGUCCGUCGGCGUGGCCGCGUCCUCCCCCAGCCACGCCCAUCUGGACUACAAUGACAACAUCACGCCCACGCCCAUGACCGGCCACCUCCCCGAGGGCGGCCUGCAGCACUACACCCACCACGGAGGCCUGACGGCGGGCUCGUACCCCGGGGGCGGCGCCCUCUUCCAGCACUACCACGGCGGGGGCGGUCCGCUGCGGGCGGGCCAGGGCGGCCAUGGCGCGGGCGGCAUGAUGUACAGCGGCGUCCACCCGCCCUCCCUCAUGGCCGCCCACCACCCGCACCACGGCCACCACCACCCGCGCGGGCCCGAGCCGUACCCCGGGGGCGGCGGGCCCCGCUGGGAGGCGGGCGGCGGCGUGGGCGGGCCCCGGGGCGGCGGCGACAAGGCGCGGCGCGAGCACCGCAUCCGGCGCCCGAUGAACGCCUUCAUGGUGUGGGCGAAGGUGGAGCGCAAGAAGCUGGCCGACGAGAACCCCGACCUGCACAACGCCGACCUCUCCAAGAUGCUCGGCAAGAAGUGGCGCUCCCUCACGCCCACGGAGCGCCGCCCGUACGUGGAGGAGGCCGAGCGCCUGCGCCUCAAGCACAUGGCCGACCACCCUGACUACAAGUACCGCCCGCGGCGCCGCAAGCAGCAGCAGCCCAAGAAGCCCGGCGGCUCCUCGACGCCCGGCGCCGCAGCUGCCUCCACGCCGUCGUCCACCUCGUCCACGCCCACCAUCACCUCCUCGCCCGCGGUGGAGGCGCAGCUCAGGAAAGUCGCGAGUCCGUCCGUCCCGGGCGGCUUCCUGCAGGCCACGCUCACGGCGCCGCUCAGCAACAGCAACAACGCGAGCAGCAACACGAGCAUCCCAUCGCUGCCGCCCACGACCUUCACGCCGCCCACCACCUUCACGCCGCCCGUGCUUCCGGCGCUCCACACGCCCGACACCUCGCCCACGUGCUCCCCCGAGCCCGCCUGGCCCCCCCGCAGCCCCCCCAGGCCGCGCCCCUCGGCUGCACUCGCCGCCCUCCCGACGCCUCCCGAGGCCUCGCCCCACGACCACGACCACCUCCAUGCCUCCGCCGCCCUCCACCACCACCACCACCAGCAGCUCCACCACCAGGAGCACCCGCAGCAGCAGCAGCAGCAGCUGGAGAGUCCCCACCAGGCAUCCCGCUUGCUGCACUACUUCUCGCAGUCACAACAGAACUACUCGGGCUACAUGUACCCAGGGGCGGCCCCGGGCUACCCGCCGCACAACUACGACUAUCACGACUACAUGAACGGCGCCGAGGGCUACUACCCGGCCCACUACGACCCUCAAGGCUACACGCACGACCACCACCACCCUGCUUUCUCCCACCCGGCCUUCAGCAGUCCGAGGAGUGACGUCAGCGGGGAAGGCGGUGCACCGGGAGGACCCGCGUCAGGAGCAGGAGCGGCAGCAGGAGCAGCAGGAGCUGGAUCUGCUGGGCCAGUGGUUGUAGGAGGAGGAGGAGGAGGAGGGCCAGCAGGAGGAGGCGCCGCCGGAGUCAUAGCUAGUAACAGCAGCAGCAGUAACAGCAACAGCGCCGGCAGCAGCGCCGGGGAGGGGGUCGCCGUGCCCCCACAUGGCGAGGCCGAGGUGUUCGACGACGUUGAUCGCUCGGAGUUCGACCGGUACCUGAAGGGCCCGGAGAGGGUGUCCGCCGUGGCCACCACCUUCACCUACACACCACCUGCAAACACAAGGUACCUGCAGGUAGGCGGAGGCCAGUACCAGGACUCCCAGUUCACGGCGCUCAUCAAGGAGGAACCCGAAGACUACAGCAAUGGAGCAGGGGCAGGGGGAGGAGGAAGCGGAGGAGGCGGAGGAGGAGGAGGAGGAGUUCCUAGCGCGGCUGGAGGUCCUUCGACAGGCAUCACCUCGGAGGCAACCAAAUCUACGGAGGCCGCCUGCCACUCUCCGGACGCCGCCAAACCGGACACCAACACCUCCAGCCUCCUGUCCGCCCUGGCCGACGUCCGGGAACUCUACUACGAGCACUCCUAAGGCAGGAGGCCGUUCGAUUCUUGCGUGUUAUUACCAUUCAAUAUAUACCGUUAGCAACAUUCUAGUUCGCUAUAUCCAUCAGGACACAAUUGCCUUCGGAAGCACUUUCAAGCCUUGACGACGAGAGAAGCAGCACUCCGAAUCGAGAGCGGAGGGAAGCACAUCCUUCAAUCCAAGGCAGCGAUUCCCGAGUCCUCGAGGUGGAGCUGCGCUGCCUUCCCUCGAGGGCGGACGAGUAGCUCGCACUGCCACGCGUGGCUUCUGACGGAUUUACAAAGCAUGUACAUAUCAGCAUCUUAGAGAGUAUUAGGACCUCCUCACGAGGCGUCGUUCAGGACCAAGAGCAGACGGUGAAAAAGCCCAGCGCAGAGGGGAAGGAUUUCUGACGCAGGAUCAGCAUCAGUGAGCUUGUGAAAUCUGAUUUUGGACUCGAGAGACGAGGUCGAGACGGCGAGAUUUUGAGUGGAACGAGCUCGAGGGAGAGUGAUAUUCACCGUUGCUUGAGCAAACAUACCAAAAACCUCUAUUUUUUGUUAUUUGCGUGUCUUGUUGUUGAAUGAUUAAAAGGAAACUUAUCCUGAGUGUAGUAUAAUUUUAAGCAGACAUUUGAUGAUGGUGUGGAAAAAAGUGUUGUUGAUAGUAGAUAAUCAAUGAAUAAUGAAGUACAAAGCAGGUGCCUUCAUGUAGUACUAAUUCUCGAGGUGUUACAUAUCACCGUCCCCGAGGCGGCCUUUCGGUCCUCGAGGACGACCCUGGCCUCGGAAAAGGUUUGAAGGUGGAACACGAGAAGACUUUCGAGGCCCUUCUCGUCGCGCCGAAGUGACGUCACGGCCUCCGGGUGUCACGUGCCUUCCAUGCCAUGACGUCACUGCACCGGUCGCAAAACUGAUGACGUCAUCAACCUGAUGUGUCACGAGAUGGGCUUUUGUGAACGUUUCUGAACAGAGAUUGUUAAUUACAAGAAAUGUGUGUUACUUCUUUUUGUAAAUUUAAUUGAUGCGGAAUUUACUUGAAAUUUGAGUGCGAGUGGAGAGCAAAUUCGUUUUUUAAAGCUGAUCAACGUCUCUCAACUGGUGGCAGCUUCUGCGUGUCAUUCAUUUGUUGCGAGUCCUCCAGUCAUCUCAGAACAAACGAGUGGAUGAAAUUCGAGAAUGAAACUGAGCGAAAAUUGACUAACGUUUAGAUUUCUUCAAAGGAUAAAAUAGUGACUGUUCAUCGGAAUCCAAAAUGGCGUCCGUGACGUCACCGACUGACGUAGUGAUUGAUGUGCCUUUAGAUGAUUCGUUCAUAUAUUAGUGUUUGUGUACAUUCUGUUGCCCGCCUUGGGUUUGUACAGAGAAAUUUAUUAAUAUAUUCUUAUAGACCAAUACACUGUGAACUAGUUACGAUUUAGACGAGGAAUAAUUUUUAUAAAUACUAUAAUUAUUAUUAUUUUUUUUCUGCAAACUAUUUUCUAGUUUUUCUUAGAUAGUCCGUCCUGGUGGCGCACCUGGGGAGGACGGGGAAGGGCCCCGGGCGACGCGGGCGGGAGGCUGCGCCCGCGGGGGCAUGGGCGCCUGCACAGGGCCUCUCUCUCUCACACACACACGCACACAUUUAUGCACACAAUCAUACACCUAUAUAGAUAUCCAUACAUACGGAAAUACACUCAUAAACACACACCUGUGCACACAACCAUACACAUAUAUACAACCAUGCAUACAGAACACACAUGCACACAGAUGUACAGCACACAUACCCAAUACACGCGUAUGCAUGAACAUGCUUCCCACCGCAGCGCAUCCGACUUUGACCCUUGGCGUUGGGCUCUCCAAGGGCGCCGCGCGUCCGGGAAGGGAGCGUGGCACAGUAAGCAUGGGGGGGGGGGGGUGACGUGGGCCGGGGGCGCGGCCAGCCCAGCGGAAGGAGGCGUCGCUGGGUCGGCGAUUCGCGAAUGAUUGCUGCGUGUGUGGGCGUGUUUCCAGUUGAUUAUUUUCUUGUUUCUAUCAAUUUCUCUUACUUCUAUUUUUUUUUAGUUAGUUUUCAGAGCCGAUUUUCUUUAUUUUUUUCACUCUGAAUAUGAUCUUUUUUUCCAAUUCUGUCUGCGUGUCUUCUUAGCAUUAAGAUCAAUCUGGCGUUUCACUUGUACGCAUUUUCUGAGUUCUUAAAAAGCCAUUUAAGAAUCUUUCGAUAUCCCAAAAUUCUUUUCCCUCCUGUGGAACGGAGCUUCCCUGAACUCCACUCGUGACGUGUUAUUAUCUCCCGUGGAGAUUCUCGCUAAAUCCCUUCGCUGACUUCACGAGCCACGAGACCUCAUGAUAUCACGAUGUCAUGAAUCCGAAUCUGACGUCAAGUUGAUGCCGAAGAUGUCACAUGUAUACGAAGGUCCCGUUGUUAGUCCCAAGUGUAGUGCAUUCGGUCUCGGGAAAGGGAAAACUGGCAACUCAGUCGGACUCUCGAGCGUUCCGAUUCUCCGUCUCAUUUUUAAUUCUAAUCAGCUGAUACUUAAUCCUUGUGUUUGCGUUUUUUUAUAAACUUAUAUAAUGCAUUUUUAUUUUUUAUUCUACUUUAUCAUUUUUCAAUGAAAAUUUGUUGCCCUCAUUGCCAUGUUUGUAUUAUUAUUCUCUCUCUCUCAAAAAAAUGUGAAUCAGAGUGCGCCAAAGUCUGGUGUGAGUUGCCAAUUAUUCAUUUCUUCAGACUGGACGGAGCGUAGUCUAUGUGUUCCUAAAGAGAUCUGAACCGCCCGUCUGGCUCACGGGCGGUAAUCAACUAUGGGCUGAUCUUGAGUGCGUGUGUGGGUGGGUGUGCGCUUGAAGAGAUAUACGUACGUGUGUGUGUGCGUGUGCGUUUCCCGUCGGAGGUCACACGGAAAGGGAGCGCCACUUCCUUCGCCUUGAAGUCUAGCUGUUGUGCCUUUUGGCUCUGUGCCUCAAGAAUUUCCGCGAGAGAAAUGUAAUAUGAAAUGUUUUUGUCAAGGUGCCUUAAGUAGAAUCGCGAUAUGCAUUGAUUUGAGAGAUUUACCUCAAGGGAAAGUAACCCUUUGUUAUGAAUUUUAAUAUAUAUAUACGCACUCUAUGUAUGGACAUAAACAAAUACACACAAAAACACACACACACACACACAGACGCACACACAAAGACACACACACACACACACACACACACACACACA